GAGUCGCUCGCGCUCUCAUCUCAUCAUAAGCAUUAAACUACAGCAGUCACACGCAGCUCCGAACACCGACAUUCCGGCACUCUCACAGUUCCGUCAGGGAAUUCCGUGUAGGGAAUUUUUAUCCAGGGAAAUCGUGCUGAAUCGAAAACUUCCUCUUUGGAAUCACUAAAGGUGACACAACCGUAUGGCGAAUACGUUCACCAUGGACCCCAGCAAUUGCUCAGCUGUGGAUCUCUCUGAUGUUUUGGCCAGCCAGAUGAGUCCCAGCAAGAUCCUCCUCUCCCUGACUCUCUCUUUCCUGGCUGUGGCGACCACCGCCAUCAACUCCCUGGUCAUCACUGCUAUCCUGAUCACCAGCAAACUCCACCAACCCGCCAACUACCUUAUCUGCUCUCUAGCUGUGACAGAUCUUCUGGUAGCUGUUCUAGUGAUGCCCAUCAGCAUUGUGUACAUCGCAGAAGAGACGUGGGUUCUAGGUCCGAUAGUGUGUCACCUGUGGUUGGGUGUCGAUGUUACAUGCUGCACCUGUUCAAUUUUACACCUGGCUGCCAUUGCACUUGAUCGAUACCGCGCAAUCACCGAUGCUGUGGCGUAUUCCCAGAAACGCACGUAUAAAAGAGCAAUCAUAACCAUUUUUUCCUUGUGGACACUGUCUGUGUUGGUUUCUCUACCACCUUUAGUGUGGAGGAAAUCCUCAAGUGUGGAAAACAAGGAUGGGAAGAGGGAAGUCAUGGACUGCUGGAUUGAGCACGACCAUGUGGCCUUCACUGUCUACUCCACUUUUGGAGCAUUCUAUAUUCCACUGGCCCUCAUUUUGGUUCUUUACUACAAGAUCUACAAGGCGGCGGAGACACUUCGUAACCGCCGAGGGAGCAGCCGAUUAGUAAAACAGACAGUGAGCAGCGUCAUGCUUUCAGGAAUGAGCUCUGAUAAAGACAUCACCCUCAGUCCCGACACAUUCUGCCCAAUCGAGAAGUCAUUUUCCGAACCAUCAACAGAUGGGGAAAGGGUGCGCAGCACUUCCUCGUCGGGUAAUCUCAUCAAGGUCCGCAGGAACCCAGGGGCUAGGGAGAGACGGGCGGCUUUGACAUUAGGACUAAUCCUGGGAGCCUUUGUGGUGUGUUGGUUACCGUUCUUCCUGAAGGAGGUGAUAGUGAAUAUUUGUCCGACCUGCAGCACCUCUGCUGUGCUUGCAGAUUUCCUCACCUGGCUUGGGUAUCUCAAUUCCCUCAUAAAUCCGCUAAUAUACACCAUCUUUAACGAGGACUUUAAGAAAGCAUUUAAAAAACUUCUGCCCUUCUGUUGCAGCAAUGUCAUUUGAAAUUGACUGGGAGAAAAA
Messenger RNA from Rhinichthys klamathensis goyatoka, 1339 nucleotides. It is a transcript of the gene htr1fb, whose product is annotated as 5-hydroxytryptamine (serotonin) receptor 1Fb. The transcript is spliced from 2 exons. Gene Ontology annotation, molecular function: neurotransmitter receptor activity; G protein-coupled serotonin receptor activity. The coding region runs from base 185 to 1321 and encodes 378 amino acids. NCBI's taxonomy places the organism in Eukaryota, Metazoa, Chordata, Actinopteri, Cypriniformes, Leuciscidae. Gene Ontology annotation, biological process: chemical synaptic transmission; G protein-coupled receptor signaling pathway, coupled to cyclic nucleotide second messenger. The record is from RefSeq and is a predicted model, not a curated record. Gene Ontology annotation, cellular component: dendrite; plasma membrane.